AUGUAAGACCAGGCGAUUAAAAAUGCAAAAGGAAUGUAUUUGGCCAGGCAAGGCAUUUUAUUAAGGGGGUUACCUGUGACAUUUAUUGUCAAAAUAUUUUUCACCCUGCAGCAGUAUUUUGUAAAUAGAAAAUGAAACGCUUUCUCCAAAAUAGAACUGGUGUAUCUGUUCUCUCAGUGUGUACUUCAUUCAGUUAUGGCAUGUCAAUAAAAAAACAAACAAACAAAAAAAAUAAAAAAACGUACGGAAUUCAAGCGAAGCAGUUGGCCUGGUAACCAGCUUUGUUGAGAUCCUUUCACAAGAAGUCACUGACUGGUCAAGAACGCAUCUUUGCUGAAUAAUGUGAUGACAACGUUACUAUUUUAAAAUGACAUUAUUUUAAAACACAAUACAGUACAGUAGCCGACACAACACCCCUUUGACCUUCUUUUAAACUGCAAAUUCAGGGGCUGUGGCACGAAUCCAGAUAGCUCACUGAAAAAGGCUUCGAGUAAACUACAACGCGUAACAGCUAGCUUAAGGUUUUUUUUGUUUUUUGUUUCCAGGCAACAUCUGUCAACAAACGCUGCGGUAAACGAUUGUAGAAAAUUCAGCUUCAGUAUCAGGAAAAGGAAGGGGACAAUAAGAGGCUUGUGGCUGCAUAGUCAAACCAUCUUGAAAUUAGUAAGCAACUUUUAGGAAAGAAGAAUGAAGCCAGCAUGCACUUAAAACCGUGCAAAUAUUUUACCCUAGCGCAUUACCGAAAAACAGUAUUGAAAACAGCUAUGCUAAGCCUUCUUGAAUUCCACCACACACCUGAAAAUAACAGUUUUGUUUCGGGGGAGAAAGAUACGUUAAGAUUCAAGGAUAUAUUGGGGGGAAUGGCACACCUGAAAAUGGAACCAUAUUCUCAAAUUGUCAGUCUGCCUGCCGGUGACAAAAACCUUACUAAACUCCCAUCACUGGGGCUUAGAGGGCAGCACACAUCUAAGCCCCUGUCUAAACUUGAACUGAUGAAAAAUAAUUUACAACAGAAGCAAUUUGAAGAAAAGGAACAAAAACUGAUUGCUAUGUAUAACCAACAACAGCAAGCAGCUCUCUGGAAAGUGAGAAACACUUUCCAACCUCAAACUCAUUCUGCAGCACACAGGGGAGUAAGUAACCAACCGGGUGCUACCCAGCACAGGGGCUCCAAUUCUGCUGGGGCUAGAUACAACCCUUCAAACCUGUUUGAGCAGGAACCUGCUUCCACUGCACCUUCCAAGAAAACUGCUGGGGUGGACAGAGCUUACCUACUGAAAUCAGUUUACUACAGGAAAGCCGUUAGUCUCAAUGACGUAUUCAGAGCUGGAGAUACCAAGUCCCAGAAGCCCAUGGAGCCAACAAGAAGUUCACCAUUCAAGCCUUCUCCACCUGCAGAUGCUCGUGUAAGAUCCAAUCCGAGGACUGGAAGGUAUUCUGAAAGCCAUAACCUUGAGUAUAUGACACCUCCCCCAGCUACUGUUAACCAGUCGAGAGGGAGGACCACCAGGUCAAAGACAGGAGGGCAGCUGCGUUUACAGGGAGAGAAAAGCAGCCCAGAUAAGGAAGAGUGGUAUCUCCAGGAAGAGAUCAGAAAGAGAGAGGCUCUCCUCCGAGAGAAGCUCAGGAGAACAGAAGAAGAGCUGAGGAGGAUUCAAAGGGAGAGGGAGCUUGGGGAGGAAAGGAAAGAAAAAGGAAAGCAGGGCCAAAGAGGAAGAGCACAGGUAAAAUACCGUUCAGCCUAUUCAACAGGAGAUGAGUCUAGCAGCAGCAGCGACAGUGCUCUUAGAGGCCCUUAUAGAGUCUCAAAAGGGUCUGAUGACAUUGCCCAUGUCUCGUAUCUAGUUGAAAAUAACAGUCACAUGAGACCACACUCUCACUCCAAUGAGUCCCGCUCCGAAAAACUUAAAAGAGUCUCUAGCAAUUACAUAUUAAGAGAAAUCAAUGAGUCUCCCAACUGUUAUAACACAUAUGAUAAACAGAAAAACAAACACUUCUUAACUGAAGAAAACGUCUCUUAUCACAACAUGUCAGUUUCAGAAACUAGCUUUGCAAAUCAUACUGGAAAUUUUAAGGAAGAACCACCAGCAGAAAAUGCUGAUUUAGCCACAUGCAGUGGUAGGCACUCUAAGCUUUAUGAAGAACAACAAAAUGAGGAUGGCAAGCAUGAUGCAAGUUUCCAGCUGGUAGUCUGUACAUCCUGUAACCGAAAAUUUGCUGCAGACAGACUGGAAAGGCACAGUAAGAUCUGUGAAAAGGUGCAGAAUUCAACAAGGAAAGUUUUUGAUUCCACCAAGCACAGAGCCAAGGGCACUGACCUGGAGCAAUAUAUCAACAGAAGGAGCAAAAAUACUUCACCCCAGCCAAAGAAGAACAGCUGGAGACAUAAGCAUGAAACGUUUAUUCGCAACAUUCAGCAAGCCAGACUGGUGCAGGAAGUGAUCGCUAAAGGUGGGAAGGCGUCUGAUCUGCCUCCACCACUGCCUGAUGAGAACCCAGACUACGUUUCCUGCCCACACUGCGCUCGUCGUUUUGCCCCAAGGGUAGCAGAGAGACACAUUUCAAAAUGUGAGAAUAUCAAGAGCAGACCACCUCCACCGAGAAAAAAAUGAUAACAUUGAAGAGAAACCAGAGGACUAUUCACGGGGGGGGGGGCAGUUGUUUUUCAGAACAAGCCACCUGCCUAUGCUUCAGUAUGCUUUAUUUUAUGGAACUCAUUUCUAAAAUUAACUAUAUAUUUUACACAGUCGUCAUUGUAUACAAUCUAAUUUUAUAGAAGUAAUCAAGUGUUUGUUUGUUUGUUUAUUUGUUAUGACCAGAGCAUCAUGAUGACAAACCACAGAUCUCAGUGCAGCUCUUUUUACUACAAUUAUUAAACAUGUUUUCUUAUGUAAUUUUUUAAAAAAGCAUUUUAUAUGCGAUUAUACUUAUGAAAAGUUACAGAUGAGUUUUCAAAUACAUUUACACGUGCUCCAAAUGUUGUGCAACAUAGGGAUUGUUAUUUUUAGUGUACACAAUUCCCAAAUUGUUGUUCAGCAAAACAAACGGAACGCAAUCCAGACAAGAAAAGUGGAACAUUUAGCAAAAUAAGUCUGUUUCUGUCAUCUCUCACAGAAUCAUGCCUUUAGCUGUCCAACUUUUGGCCAACCCUUUGAUAAAACUAUGAUGUGGUGCUACAUUAAUUACUGUAAAACAACAAUAAAACAAAAUGCUUUUAAAA
Molecule: messenger RNA, 3220 nt
Organism: Polyodon spathula (Mississippi paddlefish)
Lineage: Eukaryota; Metazoa; Chordata; Actinopteri; Acipenseriformes; Polyodontidae
Product: zinc finger C2HC domain-containing protein 1C-like
Exons: 3
Coding region: 699-2612 (637 amino acids)
Source: RefSeq, a predicted model, not a curated record